UACCAUUUUCCCCAGAAUGGCUCUCUCCGGACCGGGUGGCUUCCUCUCUGAGGAUCAGUUCAUCUGUUCUAUCUGCCUGGAUGUGUUCACCAACCCAGUCUCCACACCCUGUGGUCACAGCUACUGUCUGGACUGCAUCUCCACCUACUGGGAUGGAGGAGGAGGGAAGACGUGUGUGUGCCCGCUGUGUAAGGAGAGCUUCAAGAAGAGGCCGGAACUUCACAUCAACCGCACCCUGAAGGAGAUCACCGAGCAGUUUAAGAAGAUGGCGGACGGAUUGGACCGGGGGGCCAUGGUGUUUGAAGGAGGGAUUGAGAGUCAAGGUUGGGGUGGCAGUGGAAAUGAGGAGGUGUCAUACGGGGUUGAGCGUCCUCCGGUCCCUCCAAGACCCCCAGGGAUGGGUGUGAUGCCUGGGGAUUUGUUGUUGGAGAUGAAGACCAGGUUCCAACGACCUUCGAACUCCAGAACCCCUCCGCCCGUCCUCCACCCCCACCCACCCUCACCCUUCUCCUCCAACACCACCGCCCUCUCGCCCCCCGCCCCUCCUGUUGUCCCACGCAGAUACACCCUGAGCGGGCCGGCUGAUUCCUUCACCGACGCGCCUCUCUGUCCUGAACACCAGAGGGGGCUGGAGUUCUUCUGCCGGACAGACCAGACAUGUGGGUGUGCCGUGUGCAUGGAGGGAGAGCACCAUGGACACCAGGUUAUACCAGCCAAGAGAGAGUGGCUCAUUAAGAAGUCUCAGUUGGAAAUCACAGAGGCAGAGCUGAGGGACAUGAUCACACAGAGAGAAAAGAAGGUGCAGGACAUCAGGACAUCACUGGAGAACAUACAGGUGUGUGCGGAGCAUGAGACAGCAGGCAGCAUGCAUGUGUUCUCUGCCCUGGUGAGCUCUGUGGAGAGGAGCCAGGCAGAGCUGUUGGAGGUGAUAGAGAUGUCACAGCGGGCUGCACAGCACCGAGGACAGACCCUCAUCAGAGACCUAGAGCAGGAGAUCUCUGAGCUGAGGAAGAGAAGCGCUACCCUCACCCAGCUAGCCCAGUCUGAUGACUACGUACUUUUCUUCAAGACAUUCUCCACCCCGCCUCAGACCCGGGAUUGGUCGGAUGCUGUUGUGACCUCUGACCUCACCUCAGGGGCGGUGCUUCUGACUGUCAAUCAAAUGGUGGAGCGGUUUCGGGAGGAGCUCAAGAGACUGCCGGAGAUCUGUCUGCGUCCUCAACCUCAAACAGACCAAUCCGUGGGGAGAUAUAGUCCAAGGUUGCGUCCUCAACCUCAACCAGAACAAUCUGUGGGAAGAUGUAGUCCAAGUUUGCUUUCUCAACCAAACUAUGCUGUCGGAAGAACUAGUCCAAAUUUACCUUCUCAACCAGACCAGUCGUUGGGAAGAAGUAGUCCAAGUUUGCGUUCUCCACCUCCACCAGAACACUCUGUAGGAAGAGAUAGUCCAGAUUGGCUUUCUCAACCUCAACCAGACCAGUCAGUGGGAAGAAAUCCAAAACCAAAGGUGAGGAGAGUGCAGGAAUAUGCAGUGGACAUAACCCUGGACCCCCUCACCGCCCACCCACGCCUGCUCAUCUCCGACGACGGCAAGCAGGUGCGCUGCUGGGACCGCUACCAGCACGUGGCGGACGGCCCUGAGCGCUUUGACCGUGUGGUCUGCGUCCUCGGGCGCCAGGCCUUCUCUUCGGGACGCCAUUACUGGGAGGUGGAGGUGGGUGGGAAGACGGACUGGGACCUGGGCGUGGCUAGCCACUCCAUCAACAGGAAAGGGAAGAUCAUAGUAAGCCCUGCCCACGGCUACUGGUUCCUGAGUCUCCGGGAUAAGAACGACUACGCGUUCCGAACGGAACCGUCGACAGCGCUGGGCCUCAACCACAAACCCAACCGUAUAGGGAUCUACGUAGACUGUGAUAAGGGACAGGUGUCCUUCUAUAACGUGGACGCUAAGAUGCUCAUCUAUACAUUCACCGACAGCUUCUCGGAUGUCAUUCAUCCCUUCUUCAGCCCUUGCACCAAUAAGUCUGGCAGGAACGAGGCGCCGCUCAUCAUUUGUCCUGUCUCGAUGCCUCUGGUGGACUGAGAUGGGUUUUCGUUUUUUGUUAAUUCCUUAAGGUAGUUUCAUUCAGUCUGUCCUUGUUCAAUGUUCUUCACUGAGCCAAUAGGACGGGACUGGAUAGGUCAAAGCAAUAUGGUGGAAGCUAUAGCUGAUGCGCCCAAUAUACCCAGAUGUCUCAUGUCAACAUAGGGAAGGGAACAAGGCCAGAAGAGAGGGAACAAUUUUGUGGAAUGAAAUACAGUCUCUUAGAACCAUUCAUAAUGACCUCCUCUGUUCUAUGGAGCUGACCAAUGGAUAAUCUGGAUACUGAGUCUGGAUCGGACUGAUCAU
Messenger RNA from Oncorhynchus gorbuscha (pink salmon), 2389 nucleotides. RefSeq names its product E3 ubiquitin/ISG15 ligase TRIM25-like. The record is from RefSeq and is a predicted model, not a curated record. The transcript is spliced from 15 exons. Bases 17 to 2083 code for a protein of 688 amino acids. NCBI's taxonomy places the organism in Eukaryota, Metazoa, Chordata, Actinopteri, Salmoniformes, Salmonidae. Gene Ontology annotation, molecular function: zinc ion binding; protein binding.